Folsomia candida is the source of this 1269-nucleotide messenger RNA. RefSeq names its product SUMO-conjugating enzyme UBC9-B (gene lwr). Gene Ontology annotation, molecular function: SUMO conjugating enzyme activity. Gene Ontology annotation, cellular component: nucleus. The record is from RefSeq and is a predicted model, not a curated record. The coding region runs from base 387 to 884 and encodes 165 amino acids. The transcript has 6 exons. Lineage: Eukaryota; Metazoa; Arthropoda; Collembola; Entomobryomorpha; Isotomidae. Gene Ontology annotation, biological process: protein sumoylation.
GUGUAUGGGUUCAGGAUGAGAGCGCCCCCUGGGGAGAGUUGCGACUAGCAUUGAGAGAUACGGAGAAAGUCGGCCCGCUUGAAAUCAUUCACACAUGUUUGACGCUCCAACGUCUCUCUCUCUCUCUGAUUUCUACACUUCUUUGCGUCAUUAAAGCUAGGUGAGCAAAUUAAAAAUUCGUUUAUUUUAUCAAGAACUUAACUAACCAACUUGACAAUAGUCCAGUAUUAUGUGCACGGCGAGGAAUUCGUUGUGAGUGAAAGCUGAAACUGCGGAACGAGUUUUUACUUGUUGAAGGAUUAAUUUCAUCCAUCAUCUUCAUCUCUCUCCACUGAACUCACUCUGAUCAGGAUUAUCAAUUAUAGAGAUCAUUUAUUGUGAGAACAAUGAGUGGAAUUGCCGUCGCCCGUUUGUCGGAAGAGCGCAAGACGUGGCGAAAGGACCAUCCAUUUGGAUUCGUGGCAAGGCCUACUAAGAAAGAGGACGGUACCAUGAACCUCAUGAACUGGGAAUGCGCUAUUCCCGGAAAGAAGGGGACCCCUUGGGAUGGAGGACUGUACAAGCUAAGAAUGAUUUUUAAAGAUGAUUACCCUGCUAGCCCUCCAAAAUGUAAAUUCGAGCCUCCCCUAUUCCACCCAAACGUCUACCCAUCUGGAACUGUGUGUUUAUCACUUUUGGACGAAGAAAAAGACUGGCGGCCAGCAAUUACCAUCAAGCAGAUCUUGCUUGGCAUACAAGAUCUCUUGAAUGAGCCGAACAUUAAGGAUCCAGCCCAAGCCGAAGCUUAUACUAUUUAUUGUCAAAAUCGUCUGGAAUACGAGAAGCGUGUCCGAGCACAAGCUCGAGUAAUGACACCAGCAGAUGGGGUGAGUGUGGAGGCUUAAAUACAUCCACCCGUUCGAAAUCGGCAUUUUAUUCAUCGGUUUGAUCUAAUUUUUCAACAAACUCCACCAAGAAGUAUAAUAAUACACAAUGUGUCCCAAGGUUUUUAAGUUAUAUCUCGUGUACUGCGUAACUGUAAACUAUAGGAUUAUUUUAUAAUAAUGAAUUACCAAGUUUGAAAACUAUAAACCGAAAGGAGGAUUGUUACUUUAAUUCUCUAAGUUUAUUUUUCCAUCCCCGACAGACGGAGAUGGUAAUGGCAGAUAAAAAUUCUAGUUUCGAAAUUAUUAUUAUGCUUACAACUCCAUAAUUAUUAAUUACCUGUUUAUGUAUUUACCUACUUAUGUCUAAGCAUUGGAAUUAUUUUCUAAACCAUUAAAUUGAUCU